GCCUUUCUUCCGCACUGCCUCAGCGAAACGUUGAAAGUGAUCAUCGAUGCGCAAGCUGCAGGAACUUUGAGCGUCUCAACCUUCACCGCCCCGUUGUGUAAUUUAUUCCUGGCAGCGAUCGCAGGUGCGUUCUUUUCCUCGCUGCGGGGUGCAUGUUUCAUCAUCAUCGGAGCCAGAGCCUCCGUUCGUCUGCGGCAACAGUUGUUGGAAUCGCUCCUGAAGCAGGAGGUGGGUUUUUUUGAUACCACCAAGACCGGAGAGAUCACCUCGCGUUUGACGCAGGAUUGUCAGCGCGUUGCUGAUCAAGUGUCCUUCAACGUGAAUUUCUUCUCAAGAACGGUUGUCGAAUUGGUGGCAACAUUAUGCUUUAUGCUGUCCUACUCUGUGGAGUUGACCAUGAUUAGUUUCCUCACGGUCCCAGUGGUGGCCUAUUUGUCCAAGCGUGUGGGACGGUACAUGCAGCAGCUUUCGGAGGCGACGCAGCAGAAAUUGGCGGAUGCCAACGCGGUGGCCGAGGAGGCACUAUCUUCCAUUGCCACAGUUCGCACCUUUGGUGGAGAAAGCUAUGAGAAGAAACGCUACGAGGAGAACUUGCAAAAGUUCUACACUUUGGAAAGCCGUCGUGCAAAGGUCUACGUUGGCUACUUAUUUGUGAUCAUGAUGCUGCCGCACCUGUCCAACUGCCUGGUUUUGUUUCAGAUUGGGCGCUUGUGUGUGCAGGGCUUGUCGGCGCCGGUUCUCUUGGCCUUUGUUUUCUAUCUUCAAACUUUGAAUGGAUGUUUCAAUUCACUGGCGGAUAUCUACACCAACAUCACCCAAGCCUUAGGUUCGGCUUCGCGGGUCUUUGAGCUGGUCCACCGGAAGCCAAGGCAGUUGCUGGUGCCAGUAACACCGGUGCCCAGUCCUGAUGUGAGAGGGCAUUUGGAGCUGAAAAACGUGGACUUCAGUGUGGACUGGCAGACCAGUCGUGCUCCUAUAGAUGCAUUGUCUCCUAUCAGAGCCAGGUGCGCCUUGCAGAAGCAGAAUCUGCUCAACUCGCAGAUCGAGCGCCUUCCAACUCCACGAGCCAAGCCCAUGGAGACCUUUCGAGGUGAAUCUAUGACCCAUGAGACCGCGGAGAACAUUUUGGUGGGCCACUUUGAGCCCAACGACCAUCCCCACAGUUGGCUUGUCGCGGCAGGAUCGAACCCUGCCUAUGAGCAGUUUGCGCUACAGUACCAGCUGUGGUACAAGGGCUCCGGAAGGAACACGUUUUGGUACCAUCCAACCUUCCUGGUGGAGGCCCUGGAUGGUGCUAAGAUUUGGCGAACUCGUGACUACCGGGUAAGGCCUGGCAUGUGGGACUUCUCGGUGGUGGACAAUGGCAUUAUCUCAGAGGAGCGGUGGCAUUUGCUGGGAGCGGAUGACAACUUGGAAUGGUGUGUGCUGUUCUAUGUUGGUGUUGCGCGUAAAGCUGGCUUGUCAUAUCGCGGAUGCUUGGUUUUGACCCCAGAGGGCCAAAUGCCUGGUCCAGAACAUGCAGAGUCAGUUGAGUCAGUUGAGCUGUCAGCCGAUGUGGUGCAGCUGGCGCAUGCUGGCGCCAUGGGCCAUGGGCGGUUUGAGGUGGAUCCUGCCAAUCCUCCACCACUCAUAGCGCCUGGCCUUGGAAAAUGCGGCUUGUCCUAUCGGUUUGGCAAUGCAAUGGAUCCUCCCAUGCCUGCAGCAGUGAAAACACAGCGAAGACAAUUGGGUUGGUCGACCAAGGAGCAGGAGAUCAGUUGCUUUGGUGCCAUCUGCAGCAUCCCGGAUCUGGGUCUGGAGUCUGAAGAUGUGAUCAUCUCAGUGGAUGCUGCAGGAUUGGAUGGAAGCAGACAGAUGCUGCUUCAGUCAUUGGCCCGUCCAGAUCUAGGCCUCACUGUCUUGCUCCUGGACAGCAAUGGCCAGAUCACAGGUGGAGAUGAAAGCUGGACACCUGGCACGACGCCCAUCAUACGUGCCAAGCGGUGCAUCGACCCUCCGGCCCCGCCUCCGCGGCCGCCUCCCGGCCCAGCCUCGCCGCGGCGACGUGUGACCUCCAAAUCUGUGCGGGUGCCGGAGCCCGAUGCCGAACCCCCAGCGGAUGAGGAAACAGCAACGGCGGCACCGGCAGCACCGGUUCCAAAAGAGGAACUGUUGGGAUUUGGAGUGGUGGGUGGAAGUGAUCUCCCAGAUACAGAAGAGGUCAGUGCUUGCAUGCCAUUGCCAACCGGAGAUGAAGCAACAGGUCGUGUUCUUCCAGGAGACCAGCCCCCACGUGCUACUCACGCGGGUGGCAUCGGCCGCUCAGCCGGGACCAAGAUGUCGAAGUCAAAAGUGCAGGCAGGGUACAAGAAGUCCGAAUCCAUGCGACCAGAUGAAGCCACAGGAAAACCCGGAGCCAAACUCGAAGGAAGCAUCAUGAGCACAGGAACCAGCACAGGAACGACUGUGAAUUCAGCAACCGCUGCGGCCGACCAAGAACGCCUAGUUUCGGCAGCCGUGGCUGGUGAGGUGGAUGACGUCCAACAGCUUUUGGGACGCGCUGGAGUUCGCAUUGAUGGACUAGUUGAGGAAGGGCGCCAUGCAAAGCUGACAGCUUUGAUGGCAGCUUCAGCCCGUGGGCGUACGGAGGUGGUCCGGGUGCUACUGAGCAGGAAAGCUGGCAUCGAUGUCAGAGAUGCCCAGGGCUGGACUGCUUUGAUGCAUGCAAUUCAUGGACAGAGGAUCGACGUUUGCCAGCUGUUGUUGGAUAACAAAGCAGAAUUCCAGCACGUGGAAGGAGGAUCUCCUCUAAUCCUGGCAGCUUCAGGGGCUCGGUACGAAUUCUGCAAAAUGCUUGUAGAGAAGAAGGUUGCGCUGUCGGUACCGGAUUCCGAAGGAUGUACAGCUUUGCAUCAUGCGGCUCGCAGGGGUCGUGGUGCAGCAGUAGCAACAUUAUUGGCUGCUCGUGCCAAGCUGGAAAAGCAAGAUGCCCAAGGCCACACCCCGCUGAUUGCAGCUGCAGCAGCAGGACGCGCAGAUACAGUCCAGUUGCUUCUGACGCAUGGUGCUGAUGCGAAGGCUUUGGAUGCUUCAGGAAGAGGAGCUAGAGAGCUGGCCAUUGCCUAUCAACAUGAUCGGGUCGUCAAGGUACUGCAAAAUCCUUAUGCUCAAAAAGGAGCUUGA
Cladocopium goreaui is the source of this 3162-nucleotide messenger RNA. The record is from the annotation of a GenBank genome assembly. Lineage: Eukaryota; Dinophyceae; Suessiales; Symbiodiniaceae.